This is a messenger RNA of Komagataella phaffii GS115, 2766 nucleotides long. RefSeq names its product Zinc-dependent metallopeptidase yscII, may have a role in obtaining leucine from dipeptide substrate. The coding region runs from base 1 to 2766 and encodes 921 amino acids. Gene Ontology annotation, molecular function: zinc ion binding; peptide binding; metalloaminopeptidase activity. Lineage: Eukaryota; Fungi; Ascomycota; Pichiomycetes; Pichiales; Pichiaceae. The record is from RefSeq and is a predicted model, not a curated record. Gene Ontology annotation, biological process: proteolysis; peptide catabolic process. Gene Ontology annotation, cellular component: cytoplasm. The transcript has a single exon.
AUGCGUUUUUUGGUCUCAUCCUUUCGGCCCUUCAGACAUACAAUUUCGUCGCAUAUCUCAAUGGGCCAGGCUCUGUCUGCCAUUCGUGUAUUUCAUAAAAAUUCUCACUCACGUACCCAAGGUUUAAGGCGCCACUCUCACUACUGUUGCCACCGCAAGAUAGAUAUGAGUACUUCUACUAAACUUCCAGAGCGUCAAUUGCUACCAGCCAAUGUUAGGCCUACCAAAUAUGAUUUGACAUUGGAGCCCUUAUUUUCUACCUUCAAGUUUAACGGAGAAGAGACUAUACAUUUAGAUGUUCAGGAGGACUCCAGUUCUAUUACGCUACACGCUCUAGACAUCGAUCUCCAAGAUUCACUAUUGAUAACUUCAAACAAGUCUAAGACUCCCCCGCUUCAUGUGACAAGCAAUGAUGAUGACCAAUCGCUCACUUUUCAAUUCAAAGAGGGUACUCUAGUAAAGGGAGAUAAGGUGCAGCUGCAGUUGAAAUUUGUUGGUGAAUUGAAUGAUAAGAUGGCCGGUUUUUACCGCUCUUCAUAUGAAGAGAAUGGAGAAACUAAAUAUUUGGCAACUACCCAGAUGGAGCCAACAGAUUGUCGUCGUGCUUUCCCUUCCUUUGAUGAGCCAUCGCUAAAAGCCGUAUUCAACAUUGCCCUCAUUGCUGAUCAGAAACUUACUUGUCUCUCAAACAUGGACGUGAAAGAGGAACAAUCUCUCGGAGAUAGAAGGAAGAAGGUGAUAUUCAAUCCCACUCCACUAAUUUCUACUUACCUAAUUGCUUUUAUUGUUGGUGAUUUAAAAUAUAUUGAAGCCGACUAUAACUAUCGCAUUCCUGUCAGAGUUUAUGCCACCCCUGGUUUAGAGAAGCAGGGUCGUUUUUCUGUCGAGCUUGCUGCUAAAACAUUAGAAUUCUUUGAGCAACAGUUUGAUAUUGAUUAUCCUCUUCCAAAGAUGGACAUGGUGGCGAUUCAUGAUUUCAGUGCAGGAGCUAUGGAAAACUUUGGGCUUGUUACCUAUAGAGUUGUUGAUUUGCUGUACGAUGAAAAAAAUUCAAAUUUGGCUACUAAGCAACGUGUUGCAGAAGUUGUCCAACACGAAUUGGCGCAUCAGUGGUUUGGUAAUCUUGUCACAAUGGAGUGGUGGGAGGGCCUUUGGCUGAAUGAAGGCUUUGCUACAUGGAUGUCUUGGUACUCUUGUGACAAGUUUUUCCCUGAUUGGAAAGUAUGGGAACAAUAUGUUACAGAUUCUUUACAACAGGCUCUGGCUCUGGACGCUCUACGUGCUUCUCACCCUAUUGAAGUUCCUGUGAAAAGGGCCGACGAGAUCAAUCAAAUUUUUGACGCAAUUUCCUAUUCUAAAGGAUCCUCCUUGCUAAAAAUGAUCUCCAAAUGGCUCGGAGAGGAUGUGUUCAUUAAGGGAGUCUCCAGUUAUUUAAAAAAGCACAGGUAUGGUAAUACGAAAACCACCGAUUUGUGGGAAUCGCUUUCUGAGGUGUCUGGAAAAGAUGUGGUCAAAGUUAUGAGUAUCUGGACUGGUAAAAUUGGAUUUCCAAUCAUCUCAGUAACUGAAAAUGCAAACCGUAUCACUUUUACUCAGAACAGAUAUUUAACUACUGGUGAUGUAACUCCUGAAGAGGAUACGACGAUUUAUCCUGUUUUUUUGGGACUCAAAACAGAAAGCUCAACUGAUGAGUCGCUGGUCCUUGACUCAAGGUCAAUGUCAGUAGAUAUCCAGAAUUCUGACUUUUUCAAAGUUAAUGCUGAACAAGCCGGUAUUUACAGGACCAAUUAUGCACCAGAGAGAUGGAUCAAACUUGGAAAGCAACCUCACCUUCUAAGUGUAGAAGACCGUGCUGGUUUGGUUGCGGAUGCGGGCGCUCUGGCUAGUUCUGGUCACUCAUCUACAAGGAACUUUUUGAACCUUGUAAAUUCAUGGAAAGAUGAGUCUAGCUUUGUUGUCUGGGACGAAAUAACUUCCCGUGUUGCAGCUUUAAAAGCAGCUUGGUUAUUUGAAUCCCAAUCUGACAUUGACGCCCUGAAUGCUUUCGUAAGAGACCUUAUUUCUACGAAGAUCAAAAGUAUCGGAUGGUCAUUCAAUGAUAAUGAACCAUUCCUUGAACAAAGACUAAAGAGCCUUCUAUAUGCUACUGCUGCUGGUGCAAAAGUACCAGGAGUAGUUAAAUCAGCAUUGAUAAACUUUCAAAAAUACGUUGCUGGUGAUAAGACUGCCAUUCACCCUAACAUAAAGGCAGUUACGUUUCAAACUGUUGCGGCCCAAGGAUCUGAAAAGGAAUGGGAUCAGUUACUCGACAUCUACAAGAACCCUGUAUCUAUUGAUGAGAAAAUUAUUGCUCUUAGGUCUCUCGGAAGGUUUGAAGAUCCCAUCUUGAUCGCAAAGACCCUGGCACUGUUAUUUGAUGGUUCCGUAAGGUCACAAGAUAUUUACGUACCAAUGCAAGGCCUUCGUGCGACUAAGAUAGGAGUAGAGUCACUUUUCAAGUGGUUGACUCUUAAUUGGGACAAGAUUUAUAAAUUGCUUCCACCUGGUCUGUCAAUGCUUGGUUCUGUGGUUACUAUCAGUACUUCUGGGUUCACUUCCUUGGAUGAUCAAAAGCGUGUCAAAGAUUUCUUUGCAUCAAAGGAUACCAAAGGCUUCGACCAGGGUUUGGCCCAGGCGUUAGACACCAUCCAAUCCAAGGCAAGUUGGGUACAACGUGACUCUAGGAAUGUAUCCGAUUGGCUACGUGAGCAGGGAUACAAAAAAUAG